GUUAUAGGAAUAACUGAGAAGAUUGAGAUUGGUUUUCAAAGGUUUACGUUGAAUUGUGUGACUCACAAUCAGAAGCAAUGAUCCUACUAACAAACUACAGGCUUAUCAUUCUUUCCGUUGGAGAUAUGAAGGGGAACAAGGCAAUAUCAACCACUAAUUUAUCACCAAUGACCACCACUACCACUCAGGACAGUAGCAUGUGGAUUGGUCUUAGCAAUAUAUACCACGUUGAGCAUGGAAGUGGAAAUACAGUCGUACGUCGUCAGGCGUUUGGUACUGCCGAGAAUCUUGAGAGUUAUUCUGUGACGUUGCAUUGCUAUGACUGCCGGUCAGUCCGUCUCACGUUUGUCACAGAACCAGACGGAAUCAAAAAGGUUUCACGAAAUAAAGAUGAGAGCCAAACAGUACCAAAGAAAAUCAUCAAGCAAGCACAAGAGUUUGAAAGACAGGUUAGAAAGAAGAAAAGAGAAGUCAAAAUUAAGAAGAAAAUGAAAAAACUAAAGAAGAUGAUUCCACUGAGAGGGAAAAAAGAUAAACCUGUCAAUAGACAUGAGAUAAGAAGAAGAUCUGACGCCAUUAGCGAAAAUGCCUUUUCUUGUGAAGGAGCUAACGUUGAUGACUAUGACAUUGAAGACGAGGAACUUCAAGAUUGUAUAUUACUUACUCUGAAGAGACUCUCUGAGACUGGUGCUCAAGAUGGAGGACUUAUUGGCUGUGGUACAGGGAUAGAGGAAGGCACUGAAGAGGAAGAAGAGGAGGAGGAGGAAGAAGAAGAAGUGAUACAAAAUCCAAACAUAACUGAGUUAGAGUCAGCGUAUUCCGGUCUUACACUGCCUGCUCCUACUAAGCUUCUUGUCAAUAGAUUACUUCAAAGACUAGAAGACAUUAUGUACAACAUUUCUGAUAACCCAGCUGCUUACUUCUUCCUAAAGUCAGAGCCAUAUGCAACAGAGCUGAAGCUAAAGACAGAUUGGAAUGUCGAGGCUCAGCUACAUACUGACAUGGCUAGAAUGAUGAGCGAUAAUUGGAAGGAAAGUCCACUCAAUUGUCUAUACACUCUUUGUCCAACCUACCCACCAGUUGUGUACAUACCUAAAGUUGUUAGAGAUGAGUUGAUAGUUGCUGUAUCAAAGUACAGGAGUAAGGGUAGAGUACCCUCAUUGGUUUGGAUGGAUAAAGUAAAUGGAACAUUCCUCCUGCGAAGUGCACAACCUUUACCAGGUCUCUCUGAUAAGCAUUCAACUGAGGAUGAGACACUACUAAAGUAUGCCAUCACCUGUUAUGAGGGUGAAGGACUAAUGAUAUUUGAUGCACGCUCUUCAUCAGCUGCUACAGGAAACAGAAUAAUGGGAAAAGGUACAGAGGAUGUUUCACGCUAUUACAGGUGCAAGUUAACUCAUCUUGACAUUCCUAAUAUCCAUGCUGUCCGGGAGAGCUAUGAGGGACUGAAGCAGCUGGCACUUUCAACCAGCAGCACCAGGUGGUACUCUUCACUCGAGAGCACUCAAUGGAUUGAGUAUAUUAGCCUCAUUUUGAAAGGAUCAUACCUCAUUGCAAGGCUAAUAAAGAUUCACUCAGGCAGUGCAUUGAUUCAUUGCAGCGAUGGCUGGGACAGAACGGCACAGUUGACAUCACUAACACAAAUCAUCAUUGACUCAUAUUAUAGGACCAUUGAUGGAUUCUUGACACUUAUUGCUAAGGAGUGGUUGUCCUAUGGGCAUAAGUUCAAGGAGAGGUUGGGCCAUCCACUAAAUCCUAACGAACGCUCACCAAUCUUUCUACAAUUUCUAGACUGCGUACACCAGCUUAUGAAUCAAUAUCCUCAUGCCUUCCAAUUUAAUCUCUCCUUUCUUCUCACAAUAGCUGAACAUCUAAACACAGGAUGGUUUGGUACGUUUCUGUUCAACUGUCACAAGGAAAGGAUAGAGAACGAUGUUUUUGUAUCAACAGUUCCAAUUACUGCACACUUCAAUGCAAUGAGAGAUGUCUACAUUAAUUUAAACUACAGAGAAACAAAAGAAAUUAUAAUGCCCACAUGGACAAUUAGAAGGUUGAGAUUGUGGGAGGAGUACUUCCUCGCUUGGGACGGAACGUCAAUUGCUUCACGUGUUGAGAUGGAGACCGGAGGAAUGGGCCUUGAAGGACCUGGAGACUUCACUAAUCAGACAAAAGGAGGUGGAGCUUCUAAGGCGGAUAUGUUUGAUGAGUCGGAAACAAUUGUGUGGAUGUCCGAUGAUAAGACAAAGGAUUGUUUGAGCUGUCACAAAAAAUUUUCGAUAUUGAGAAGAAAACAUCACUGCAGGAAAUGUGGUCGCAUAUUUUGUGACGAUUGUUCGAAGAACUGUACGUCACUCCCAUCCCUUGGUUACAGUACACCAGUGAGGGUCUGCAAUGAGUGUUACAGGGAAGUGAUAUCAAUCCCUUCUUCACAGAACUUACCGCAAUGCAGUGAAGAGGAUGGAUUUCAAGUUAUUGAAAACAAGCCUCAACCUACUCAAACUAACCCAGAAUAGUGUAAUAUUAUUAUUAUUAUUAUUAUUAUUAUUAUUGCAAAUUAGCCCUGUCUUUAUCCUCUCUGUUAUUAUAAUAUUGAUAUGAACAUUAUAUUAUAUUAUUUUAUUAUAUUAUUAUCAUUGUUGUGUCUGUGUAUCAAGAAUGAAUUAUAGCAGUGUCAUUAUGUUAUUUUACAAGUAUAA
Amphimedon queenslandica is the source of this 2696-nucleotide messenger RNA. RefSeq names its product myotubularin-related protein 2-like. The coding region runs from base 78 to 2513 and encodes 811 amino acids. NCBI's taxonomy places the organism in Eukaryota, Metazoa, Porifera, Demospongiae, Haplosclerida, Niphatidae. Gene Ontology annotation, molecular function: metal ion binding; phosphatidylinositol-3-phosphate phosphatase activity. Gene Ontology annotation, biological process: phosphatidylinositol dephosphorylation. The record is from RefSeq and is a predicted model, not a curated record. Gene Ontology annotation, cellular component: cytoplasm; membrane. The transcript is spliced from 23 exons.